Molecule: messenger RNA, 1392 nt
Organism: Leishmania major strain Friedlin
Lineage: Eukaryota; Euglenozoa; Kinetoplastea; Trypanosomatida; Trypanosomatidae
Exons: 1
Coding region: 1-1392 (463 amino acids)
Molecular function (GO): phosphoprotein phosphatase activity
Source: RefSeq, a predicted model, not a curated record
AUGUCCACCUCGUACUCCGUCACAACCUACAUGACAACCACAUACGUAAACUGUGAGGACGUCUCCGGCAGCGACUCCGAAUACUCCGAGUACGAUCUCGUCAAUGAGCAGAUGCAGGACUUCUUGCUUGACUCCGAGGACACAUCCGACGGCGACGCCGACGUGGAGGACAUCCUCGGCUUUGGGGCGGUUUUUAUGGGUGGUUUAAUGCCUACACGGUCGAUGGAUGCUCACCAAGCAUGCGCGUGGCGACGCACCACGAAGCCGAACCGCCGACGGAUAGCGAAGAAGUCGGAAAGCUGCUCGUCGCUCUCUAACGCUGCACGGCUGACAGCGAGCUCAAGCACCACCAUGCUGAGCGACUUGGACACUGUUGUGAGGGAGGCAGUGGUGACCGGUGGGGCCGCGCAGCGGCGCGGCACCCGCAAGCAGCGACGAGCGAUGGCAAGCGGUGAGCGGCGUUGGCUUGUGCCCCCUCUCUCUGCCGUCUCGGUGGAGUCCACAGAUGGUGGAAACGAUGGACGAAGGCAGCUACCGUGGUUCACUGUUGUGUUUGAUCUAGACGAGACGCUGGUCGGGGCCCGCUACGGCCCCAUCCAUCUGCGCCCCCACGUUGGCGAGCUCCUGCGGUCACUUCACCGGCUCCCUGUGGAGAUCAUUGUGUGGACCGCCGGUACGGCGCACUACGUGAAUCCCAUUCUUCAUGCCAUCGGGCAAGCCUGCGGCCGACGGCAGUGGUUCCAUCACAUCAUUAGCCGACACAAGCGCUGGUACCGCGACACCAACGUGAGUGUGAAGGACCUGAGGCAGCUCGGUCGUCCUCUGGACCGCCUUGUUAUGGUGGAGAACAACCCCAUCUCCGCCCUACCGCAGCCCUCGCUGUGCGUGCUGCUCGAAGACUACCUGCAACCAAAUGCCGCAGACGAGUCGCUGUUGGUGCUGAAGGGGUUGUUGGAGCGGCUGGCCCUCCAGUACGAGAGAGCAGCACGCACCUCAUCCGCCACAGGCACUUGUGAGCAAGCGUCCGAAGAGGAGUGCCCUGCGCAGCGGCACACGCGUUCGCCAAGAAAUACGUUACGGGACGCGACAGCAACUCGCACCACUGCUCUUCCGUCGCUAGAGCUGCUCGUCCGAGAUGAUGCUGCACUGCAGCUGGUCGAGUUCCGCAUGGAGGACAUUCUCAAGGAGGACGGUGUCCCGAUGCUUCAGCAGGCCGAGAUGAGGGAGCUGGUUGGGGGGGCCGAUACGUUGCGGUGUCUUUGCCUUUGUUAUACACCCCCGCUGCUGCCGUCAUCCACCGCCGUGGCACCACAGGGCACUGCAGCAUUGAUGUCAUGCGUGUCGAUGGCGAUGCGCAGCUACGGAUCCGUCAAUCCGCUACGGCCCCUGUAA